GAGAGAAAGGCACAUGAAAUUGAAAUGGCGUAGGAUGAUGGACGAUUCUGAAAUGCUAGCAGGAUGGAUCUAACAUUGGGAACUAAAGGAAAUGUAGCAAAGCUGUAAUUCAAAGUAGAAAGAAGCAGUACUAGGUGGUAGCACCCGCUUGUGACUUUACAUUCUGUCAAUGAUGGCAAAGCAGGACGGGGCGAAGCAGGAUGGUAAAGCAUCCAAUCUGCAGAUGAAACUGACUAACAUAUUUUCAGAAGUACAAGAAAAGUUGCCUUCACUAGACUUUGACUUUUCUGAUGUGAGUUCAGAUGAGGAGUUAAGCAUCUUCAAUCGAUCUUUAAAAAGUCCAACAACAGCGUCCAGUCGUGAGGAUGUACUUUCACCAAAGAGUUGGCAGUCGGCAUUAGUUAUUGAUAGCAACGAAAAGAACUGCAAAACUAAUUCUGUCUCACAAACUGUGGAUGUCGAAGGUUGCGAUGUUAUGGGCAAUUUUGAAGUAUGCUCCAAUGGGUGGCAGAUAUCAGCAGAUGGUGAUAAUUGUGCUGAUGUCCAAUUGCGGCACAAGACUUCAAACAGUACCAGAACAUUGUCAGAUGUAACCUUGACUUGGACAGAGAGUUCCACCUGUGAUGAAUUCAAAGAUCACAAAGAGUCCAGUGGAUAUUCCGUUGAGAACUGCCCUGUUAUUAUUGAAAGAAAUAAAAACAACAACAGUUUUGAAAAAAGGAGAAUGAAUACAGGAGGGAUGUUGAAGAACCUUUCAUCUGAAGAGGAUAACAGGAUUGUCUCCAGGUUCAUCACCAGUCAGGCACCUAUACUAGACUUCCAGAAGGUGGAAGAACAACAGUUAGAUCAUCUUCUAAACAGCCUCCCAUUGGACUCUAGUAAAGACAACACUCAGCUUGAUGUUCAACCUGGAUUUUUUGAUAUCAAAAAUGAAAGCUCAUCUGAAAGUGCAUCGUCGUUGAUGAAUAAGUUAGCCAAGUUAUGUUUACAGCAAGCAUCUCAAGUGAAAGCUGCAACAUUGUCAAAAGACAAAGUUUCAAACAGGGAUGCUCAUAAUGGCCACAAGACAGUAGCAAAGAGGUCAACAGGAUCGAACAUUGGUAAUAAUCAGCAAAAGCUUAUGUCGAGUGAUGUGUCUACAGGUGUGUCAACAGGUGCUUCAACAGGUGCUUCAACAGGUGUCUCGAAGAGUGUGUCAACAGGUGUCUCAAUAGGUUUGUCAACAGGUGUCUCAAAAGGUGUGUCAACUGAAACACUUGCAGUUACUUGCAGCAGAGGUGUAUCCACAGGUUCAAAUAAUGACAAGGAAGCAAACAGAGGAACGAUUUUUCUUGAUUUAAGAGAAAAAGAUGAAAUAAAUGUAGCAAAGGAGACCAAAGUGGAUGAACCUGCAGGAUUGGUAGCUAUUCAAAGAAUUCUGAGAUUGCAUGAAGCUGUAGGUGGCUGUGAGGAAUCUGAUGACAAUGACGAUGAGGAUGGUAUAGAUUGGCAAAAACAGCGCAAGCAGAUAAGGACUGCUAUCAGUGAAGGCCAAUCACUCAAGUCAUGUAACGAUUUACCCUCACCUCGCAAGAUAUCCCGGACCAGUAAAGUGCCGGCACCCCCUAGAGUUUUGCAUCUUCCACCCAAGAAAGAAGUCUCUGAAAGUCCACAACAAUUGCAGGCUAAAGAGUCAGAAUCAUUGGGUCUUAAGUCAAGAGAAACUGAUGUUAAAUUAGGUUCUGAUGAAGCAAGUGUUAAAGUUGUGAAGAGAUGUCCAGAAGGUCAUUUAACAGACAAGGUCAAGAAACAGAAAGAAGCAGAUUCAAAAAAAUUACGCAAGCAACAUGAGGAAGAAAAAGCCGCAAAACACAGACUUCAAAAACACCUUGAUGCAUUGAAACCAAAGCUUUCAAUUGGUGGAAAAAGCAAGAGCUGCCCAGCUACUGAUAUUUUGUUUGAUGUGGAAGCAUCAUAUACAAAAGUACCAGACUGCUUACCACCAGUUGCAAAGUAUAAUGGUGAGACACUUCUGCUGAGCGUGUGCUUAACAAGCUGUUUGCAGAUAAAGACCAACAGUAGUGCAGGUGGUAGGAUCCUUGAUUCCAGCCAACAAGAACUCUCUGCUACUUACAUUACUUUGCUAACCUGGCUUCUGUCAUGUGUCCCACGUAAUUUUGACUUCCUUAUGUCUCCAGAAACUGCUGAAAGUGAGAAAUAUUUGCCAUUCUUUGUUGUUGGACUUCAGCAGCAUUUACUUGAUGGUGAAUUGAUGCUCAUGGUUGCUGUCAGACCAAGUGGAAAAAAGACUCCGUUGGUAACAAAACACAAGCGCAAAAAGAAGGAGUCAAAGCAGAAUUGCUCUAAUUUUGAACAAGCUAUAACUGAGUUCUUAAAUGUGAACACUUUGCAUAGUGUUUGUCCAAAUUCAGAAGGAGCCUUUUCACUAAUAAUAAGCAGUGAUGGUAUGCCUUACAUACUAUCUGCCCAUUCCCAAGACAGACACUUUACUGAAGGAACUUACAUUCCAGAACUUCCGUACAUCAAUAACAGAGCUCUUAGCACAUUCAUCAGUGUACAGAGUAAUGCAGAGACUAUCGAGCGUGUCUUUAAAGCUCCUGUCGGCUUCUUUUGGCAGAUAUUGGAGUCAGAAUAUCUUGCUUGUGACACUUCAUCCAGCGAGCAAUAUGAUAAUGAUAACGGCAUACAGAACACUAUGUCGUUAAUAAGCCAGUCAAUAUAUCAUGACCAAGUUUGCAUGCUUAGCAUCUUAAAUCGAAUCCUCCACGAAGGCUUUGAUAUUUGUGGGCUUCGUUUGGUCUAUGCGCCGGAAGACAUGUGCUUGGAAGUCCCAGCUGCCAAAUAUGGCCGUAAACAGAUGCUAGUGGAUUCCCCACACUCUGAGUUGGAUCAAGUUGUCAUCGAAGAUCUUAAUAAUGUUGGUCCGAUUCUAGUGUUUGCUUUGCGAGGUGCUAAUGCGCGAAGGAAUUGGUUGAACAUUGUAGGACCCUCAGACCCACAGAUUGCCCGCCGGACAGAUCCAACAUCAUUGGUUGCCCUCUUUGGUGGAGACGACAGAUCUGAGGUUGGAAUAUAUUGUCCUCGUAAUCAAGACCGUGUUAACUACGAGUUAGCACUGUGGUUUGGCGGGAGAGUACCAAAUAAUGGUGUUGUUGAUGUAGGUCCAAGCAUUUCCAAAUCACAGAGACACAAAGGAGGGAGCAAUAAGAAGAAACCAGCUAGAAAUAAUAAUUGCAAUGAUGAGGUUGGAGAUGGCAAUGAAGAUGAGGCGACAGCACUAAGUUCCGUUCCACCAGCACUGCUCACUGCAUCUACAUCAUCGGAUAUCUUCCUUUUGGUCUCUCCAAUAAUUUCUCCCAUGUGCAUUGGUACCAUCUUGUCAACAUGCUGUAAAAGAGGUUUUCAACUAAGAGGUUUAAGAAGACUCAGACUUAAUUCUAAAAGAACAUCUGUACUGGGAAUGACCGGACAUCAAGCUAGAGUUUUUAGCCCUGUGUCUUGCACCACACCAACCUCACCACAGAACUAUGAUCAACUACUUCGUGAACAGCUAGAGCAUGGGUUUUCAACAGCUACACCCUCCCCUAUGCCAUCACUUGUGAUUCUGUUGCGGAGGGAGAAUGCCUUUAGUCAGGGGUAUUCUUUGGUUAAAUACCUAAUGGUUCAGUUGGCGUUGCAAGGUUUGCUAGUGGCAAUCCAGAAAAAUAUCAGCACUAAACUGACUUGUAGUGCAUGCUUCCAUAUUGCUCCAUACAGCGAAUCACUAAUGGCAAACCUCGGGGGUGACAUUUAUCGUGUUCCGGACAGUGAGCGACACAUUAGUCUCCUUAAUCAAGGAACGUUUUACACAAACCCUGAAAUGGAACAAGUAGUGGCUGUGACAUUUGUUGGAGUUGAGGCUAUCAAGCUGAUUGGUGGUUAUUUGGACAAGAUGCUAGGCUUUUCCACUACAGGUGUCGAAUUGCUUGGAUUCAAAUGGCUUCCAUUACUUACCUCAGCUCAAGCCAAAGAAAUCACACCAUUUGAAGUAGGAGAUCGCCACUGGCAUUCCAGCCUCAAGUUCCUGACAGCAAACCCAGUUGUGAUAUGUAUCAUGCGAGGCAUCAAUGCCUUUCAACGUGUACAAACUUUCCUUGGUAUUCAUUUGAGUGCGCAAAGCGCCAGCUCUAAUUCGCAAAGUCUAGAAAAGUUGUUAUCGCCCACCGCUGAAUUGGCUUAUCGCCAAACUGUCAUCUUCUUCUCGGAUCGUGAAUUAUUUUCAGAUCCCUCAGUUCGUAUGAAUCUGCAAUAUCAGCCACCACUUCGCAACCCUAGCCUAGAAGCCAUUUCUACUGCUCGCUUUACAUGGGCUGAUGAUCUUGUGUCAACAACAAUUGGGAAGAAUAGAGGACGUGGUGGAAAACAGAAGUCCCUCGUUGUUGAGGAGUCUGUUUUCAAAUCAAUGACAGCAGGUCCUAGGCCAAUAACCACAAUAGCUGUGAUCAAGCCAGACUCAGUAAAGCGUAACCUUGUCAAGAUCUUGAAGUACAUAGCGAGAGAGGGCUUUAAAGUAGUGGCCUUUAAGCUUCUAGUAAUGAGCAUGGACCAGGCUACGGCAUUAAUCCCCAGUCAAUAUAAACAGAAUGACAGAUAUGUUGAGUCCCACAAGGAGUUACUGACCUCAAGACCAUCGCUGGCACUCUGCCUGCAGCGAGAGAAUGCUGUCAAGAAACUAGUGGACUUGUGUGGACCUGUAGAUCCCAAAGACAGUAGGACCAUCAACCAGUUUUUAUGGAGAAGUAUAUUUGGUCAUGAUGCCAUCAGCAAUGGUCUCCAUGUUUCUGAUAGCUACAAUGCUGCUGUUUCUGAGGAGAAGCUGUUUUUUCCUGCUGGCUUAUGCUGUCAACAAACUCAAGAUCUCUUGGCUGAUGGGAUUCGGUGUCCAUCUCAAGAUGACCUGAUUUGUGAUGGAAAUGGAGGACGGAAAUUUAUUAUGAAUGAUAAUGUUGUAAAGAAUGAUCAGAAUGAAAAUGAGUUUGUGUUUCAAGCAGCUCACAGUGGUCUUUGCGAAACUACAUGUAUGGUACUGACUUCACGCCUGAUUUUGUGGACCAAUCAGAAGAAUCAGAAUAUCUAUGUGGACAUUUUAGAGAAGUUGGUUGGGGCAGGUUUCCAAUUAGUGGGAGGGCGUAUGAUGUGGCUAACAGAAGGUCAAGCUGGAAAGGUUGUUGAUCUCUUCAAAUGCUCCCGUGAUAAAUUGGUUCCUGUUCUUACCAAGGGGCCAAGUUUAGUUCUUGCUCUUCAACGGGAUAAUGCAGUCACAUGCUGGGAAACCAUUCUGAAAAGCUCGGUGGCUUCAUCUGAAAUUAUAACAAAAUAUGCAGAGCAAAUCCUGAGGCCAGCAACACUUCCAGAGGCCCACAAUGCACUUGGGUUUUUCUUUGAUGAGUUGUGUUGUUCUUCUCAAGGAGAAAUUGUACUUGAGAAACAGGAAUGAUGAGGAACUAGAGCUACAAGUCACUAUGGUAAUGACAUGGCUUCUUCAGUGCUUGGCCUAUAGCUGGCAUCCAAGUUAGUGUCCUUUAAGCUUUGUCCAGAGAGAGCUUUUUUCUAGGCAAUAUUUUAUUCAACAGUUGGCCGACUGAGUUACUAAGUUAGAAAUUCAAAACGAACUUCAGUCGUAGUUCGAACUAAAUCUUCAAAAUUGCGUCAUUUCAUAUUCUUAAAACGAACGCUUUGACUAGCACUACGACUAAAUCUCGCGAAUCUCGACUAAAAUGAUACCUUAUUAUUUUAGUCAGCCUGCUUUUUGUAACUCACAAUAGAGUAAAAUGCAUAAAAACGAUUGCAUACGUAGGUCUGAUGUGUCUUCGGUGUGUUCAACAAAAGAGACACCAAAUUCAGCUUCCAAAAGGUGAAAAUAACAUGUUUUGCUAGCCACAUGCGAUAGUACCUGAUUUAAACAAAAUUCCCUCGUGUUGCUGUCAACAAAUAUGGCGCUGCCCUCGAUCGGGCUCAACUAUAAUAGUUCUCCUUGGAAAGCAAUUUUUCAGUGAAACUUCAAAUUCGCUGUCAUUAUAUGUUAACGACUAAUAAAGUUAUUAUUAUAGAAAAUUAAUUAAGCGAUUGAUGGUCUAAUAUGAAUUAUGAGGAAAUAUGUUUUUGAACAACAGACGGCACCUUAAUAUUCAUCCGCCUUACCGGAUUUUCAAAAUUUCGUCUGCUAUUAAAAUGAGCUCUUUUCAUUGGUUAAAUUUGAUAGUUGUUGCUUGCCAGCCAUCUUCAGAUGAACUAAAAAUAGGACUUGAAUUAUUUGUAGGUAGAACUUUGAAUACAUUGUUAAUAAACACAAAUUUAAGUUUAAGUUGCAACUAGGACUAAAUGAAGUUCUAGUUCAAAGUUGGACUAAAGUUUGUUUUAAGAAUGUGGGCAUAUGUCUAUUGUCUCAAAUGAAUGACCUUUUACUCUUUAAGAGUCAUAUUGUUCUUCUUAAUAACUAGAUUUCUGUAACUUGAAACCUUAUAAUCAUUAUGCAACAAGUAACUAUUAAUUCUGAGACAACUACUGUAUACUAUAUAGUUGCCUCAGAUUGCACCAGCCUAUCAAUAGUGAUUAUAAUAAUAUAACUGCUUUGCUGUUAUAUUAAUUUUUAUUUUAUGAUUUGUUAUUAAAAUAAGAUGAACAAAUAGUUAAUAAUUCAAGUUGUUAAGUAAUACAGUUUCAAGUCUACUGUUACAGUGCCUUUUUUUAUUUAAGUAUUCUAAUAUUCUAUGGUAAACAAUAGCGAAUAUGACAUUAUUAUUCAUGUACAAGUAUAGCAACUGAACACUAUUACAUCCCAAUGGGCAAAUCAUUGGUUGUAGCAGCGCUGAUUCUCUCCGCUACAUGAUACUGUGCUUCCCAGGGAGCUAAGAGUGUCUUUCAUAGGUGUAUAGUCUAGUGACCAGGUGGAUUAUUAAUGAGCUUUCGAUUGCACAAAGACGGUAGGACAUAGAACGUAAUGACGUCACUAAAAGUCAUCUGCGCAUGCAAAACGUUAAGGUCACCUCGUCGAGCAGAUUCUGGAACGCAAUUUGGCCAAAUCUACGUAUGCAGAGAGCGUAAGAUGCCAGGUAGGACGGUCACGCAUGAGUGAUUCCGUUCUAGCGUCGCACAAAUCAAAAGCUCCCUUAUGUAAGCACAUAGAGACAGUUUAUUGCAAUAUGUGCUAUGUAAAUGUAGCAUUAUUAUUAUUAUUAUUAAUAUUAUUUAGGACCACUCGUGUCUAAAAAACAUAGUGUACCACUUUUACAGCCCAUCAACAAUGCAAGUUGUAAUGAUUUUUUUUUCACAAGUUGUAAUGAUUUUUUUUCACAAAUUGCAUCCUUGCGAUUUUGAGAUGUCAUUCUCAAAAUGAAGUUAUUCCUAUGCGGUUGUCACUCUACAGUGCCUCACCGACGUCCAUUUUCUUUAAAUAAGAAAAACAUUCUAUUAAUGAUAUAAAACCUCAAGUUAUAUUCACUUUAUAAACACUAACUGUAAGGUCAUUAAUUUUUAAAUCAUACCAGAGGAUUGAUAUAACAAUUGAUUUAAAUGUCAUUGUUUUAGUUAUGUUUUAUUUAAUUUUGAGUUUAAAAUUAUAUAUUACUGUAGUAUAAUAUUUAUAUAACAGAUUACCAUUGAAUAUAUACUGUUUAUAUGUAAAUUAUAAAGCAGAGAUUUACAGAUUGUGUUUUUAAUACAGGGUAUUUUAUUUUAAUUGGUAAAUGUGUUGCAGUUGAAAUCAUUCAUUACCCCAUAGUCUUUUACUGAAACAUUCCAGAUACUUUUUUCCGUCCAAUAAGUAAAACAAUAAUUACACCAAUUAUAAUGAAAGUUUAUUAGUGUUAUGCAAGAUUGAUAUUGUGUAUUGAUACUCUAUGUAUAUUUAUAGUUCACUGUUACUUUAUAAAAGUUUGCUGGUUAUUGAAUCGUUGGAAUGUUUGUUAUUGAGUCAGUUGAUCACAGGAAUUAACCUUCAGGGAUAUUGUUGUGCAUUAAAUACUUGUGGCUGGUAA
Anneissia japonica is the source of this 8015-nucleotide messenger RNA. RefSeq lists its product as uncharacterized. The coding region runs from base 170 to 5476 and encodes 1768 amino acids. The transcript has 22 exons. Gene Ontology annotation, cellular component: centrosome. Lineage: Eukaryota; Metazoa; Echinodermata; Crinoidea; Comatulida; Comatulidae. The record is from RefSeq and is a predicted model, not a curated record.